Leptidea sinapis is the source of this 5018-nucleotide messenger RNA. Its product is annotated as protein phosphatase PTC7 homolog. The coding region runs from base 153 to 1067 and encodes 304 amino acids. The transcript has 5 exons. The record is from RefSeq and is a predicted model, not a curated record. NCBI's taxonomy places the organism in Eukaryota, Metazoa, Arthropoda, Insecta, Lepidoptera, Pieridae.
UAGUAGUACAUGCUACUAAUCCUCUAUAUAAUUACGAAUUUUUAAACAAAUACAAUAUAUUAUCUAGUAAAAUUUGUGAAUAUAAUAAGGGGAUUAUGGGUAGACAUGUGUUUGUGAAAACUUGUAAAUAAUUUAAAAUCCAAGAAUUAAUAAUGCAUUCUCUAUCAUGGACAGGCAGAGUAUUAUCACGUGCUAUAAGAAAUGGACUUUCGAAUCUAUCGAGUGCUACUGAAUUUAAUGUUUCUAAAAGGAAACAUCCUUACUUAGUAUCAGUGGUUUGUGGUUUUCCAAAGGAUAUUGCUAACGGCAGGUCUAAUAAAGGACAGUUUGGUGAUGAUGCGUGGUUUUCUACACAUUUUAACAAUGCAGAUGUUAUUGGUGUUGCAGAUGGUGUUGGUGGUUGGAGAUCAUAUGGCAUAGAUCCUGGUGAAUUCUCAUCAUAUCUUAUGAGAACAUGUGAAAGAUUAGUGAGGAUGGGCCAUUUCAAGUUAUCUGAACCAGGAGACCUGUUAGCAAAAUCUUACUAUGAAUUAUUGGAGCACAAAAAACCUAUUUUAGGCAGCAGUACAGCGUGUGUGAUGAUCCUGGACCGCAACGAGAGCAUUAUACGCGCCGCUAAUAUCGGUGACAGCGGCUACAUGGUGGUGCGGUCAGGGCGUAUCGUCCACCGCUCUCACGAACAGCAACACUACUUCAACACGCCCUACCAGCUCAGUCUGCCGCCGCCCGGUCACGACGGAAAUGUGCUCAGCGACAGGCCAGAAUCAGCGGAGACGGCAGAGUUCAAGGUGGAGUGCGGAGACGUGAUCCUGGUGGCCACGGACGGCGUGUUUGAUAACGUGCCGGAGCCCGUGCUGCUGGCGGAGAUGAGGCGCACGGAGGGCAUGUCGGGGGACGCGCACAAGAUCCAGGCCGUGGCCAACUCCAUCGCGUGGAUGGCCAGGAACCUCUCCUUCGACGGCUGCUACAUGUCGCCGUUCGCGAAGAGCGCGCGCCAGAACGGCAUUGAUGCUAUAGGUGGAAAACCGGAUGACAUCACAGUGCUUCUGGCGGUCGUAGCUUUGUAAUACUAGUUGUGAUUUAGUUAACUUAAUACAAAUGGAUUUUGUUGAAUAUAAUCCAAAUUUUAGUUUAUAAACUUAAGCCAAAAAAUAAGAUCGGUUAGAUUAUAUUAUUUCUUACCUUAUCUGGGUUCCGUAUGCGACCAAUUACGGAAUACAUAGAGUUCAAAUCACACUACACGAAGUGUAAUUAAUAAAAUUGUAAUUGUAAAAUAUUUGGAUGAUGCGGAACCCUAGGUGCGACUCGCACUUGGCCGGAUUUAUUUACCAUUUAAUUCUUAGAUAAAUUUUAUUUCUUAACAAUUGCAAAAAUGGAAGAUGAACAUAAACACUAGUCACUCGGUGUUAUCCACUAUUUUAAUGUGAUGUUGCUGGUUUUAUUAGUUGAGAGUAUUAAAACAACAGAAAGCGCAUAAAGAGAUAUCCACCUAAAUAAAGAUCAGUUAAUUCAAAAUAUUACCAGAGACACAAUUAAUUGAAGAAUUGAGUAGCUUUCUACCUGGGGCUCGUUCAUAACCUAUGGUCCGCGUGUCACUUUUCCCACUAAGGGUUAAGUGACGUUUCGAACGCAAUACGCUCUUUCCUGACCGACUAUUGCAACUUUUACUGAAAUUUAUCCGACACAUUUUAUUAUAAAUAUUUUAAUUACUGAUCCCUUUGCAUUCCAAGUAUAUUGUGAUUUUUGAAAUUUGCAAAGCUUAGUGUUCGACAAACUCGAGGGUACUAGAUUCGCACUAAAAUAAUACUGAUGAUCCUUAAAUCUUAAAAGAUCCAAAAACUAAUUCAGCGAUAGAAUAAAUGAUCUUUCGGUUAGAAAUUAGCCGCGUUCUGUCCACAAGGUGAGUUAAUAGAAGAACGAAACAGCCGCACCGCCUUGACCGUGACCCUAACAGAUAACUUUGGGUCACUUUCGCACACAAAAUUACAAAAUCUACGAGUCACAGAGGCCUAAACCAGUCAAUGCCUUCAUGCCGUGACCGGUUGAUUUAAUACUCUUAACUACAGUAACAUUGAGAUGUAUGUGAUUAAUAGAUAUUAUAAUAAAAUAUGUACAAACGUAUUGUGUGAGUCGGGAAUCUGAUUUUGGGUGAUGUUGAGACGCUUGUCUUGUAUUUAUUUUCUUAAUAGUACAUAAAUAAUCUAGGGAGAAAAGAUGAAUGUUCUUAAACUGUGCUGUGUUAGCUGCCUGUUCCUCUGUGGUGCAAUUUUUUUUUUACACUUAAAACAUGAUUCCCUGAGUACGCACUUCAUAGUAGUACCAGUACCACAGUUGUGGCACUUUUCUUCCGCAAUUCAGGGUAAGCUGUUGAUAUUUUUGUCUAGGUGUGAUUUUUAUUUGGUAUCAACUUGUUAAUCUUUACGAAGAACUACAAAUAUUUAUGGCACACUUGACACAUAUUGUCAGUCCUUGUUUACAGGGCGCACUGACCUCUACUAUAUAGCACUGGACUGGCGGCUGACAAAGUGCUUUUGUGCCUGUUUGAUAUUCGUCAUUUUGGUGCUGUUGGCCAUGUAGCGAGUCUGUUGUACUAAAACUAGUGAUGACAACUUCAGCGAACAUCGAUAGAUGGUAGGGAACUAUUUACAAUAAAAUAUUUGUGUACCAUAUUACGUCGAUUCUUGAAGUAUAAAUAAUACGGAGAACGAAUGAAAUUAAUUCAAAAUACAAAAAUACUUCAGAGUAUUGUACGUUCCUUCGCAGCCAUUUGUAUUAUACGUCAAAAUUAGUUCUCUGGACGCUCGCGAGUGGCGUUUCAAAUAGGCACAAAAAAAAUUGCUCUCAAACACAUGGAACAGCCUGUCCAGUGGUAUUUAUACAUGUCAAGUCGUGACCGGGCGUCACAACGUUCCCUGUAAGGACCUAGAGUGUGAGCGAGCGCGGUAUAUCGGGAAUGUCGCUUCCACGUUUUGUUUCUACGAGCGGCACAAACUUCGAACGUUAAAUAUAAACAAUUACCAAUUUUAGCUUGAAAGUAAAUCUGUGAUCUGACUGUUUCUGAUUAUAACCGUACGAAUGUGAAUACGUAGUUUGUCAGUCAGCAUUUUGUUUAUUUAUUAGUAUAUUUUAUGUAAUAGUGUUUUCAAGAAGCUGUUGAUAUGAUUUAAUGUUGAUUUGAGUGUCCUUAAGGUGGAGAUUGAUUUGUAAUAUUUUGGUGUAAUGUAUCGAAUUUUUGUAACAAAAACAAAAGACUGGCUUGUAACGUUAGUUUUUAAUAUUGGCUGUCAGUUUUUUAGUUAAUCCCAUUGAGUGUAUAUUACAAGUCACUCAGUGCACGUCAUAUCGUCGCGAGAGCUAGACGCAAGCGCAAAUCCAUCUCGUUUUUCACUCAAGAUUUUCAAUAAGUAAAAUGCAAUGGGACAACGGAAAAACCCUUUUAUAGACAAAAAUCUUUGAUGAUUUUUUUGUGAUGUGAAUUUGAGAAUGGCUUAGAUUCUCAAUUCAGUCCAUAUAUAAUUCUCAUGCCCAAGUGUAUGUUCUUGUAAUCCUCCUAACGGCUGGACCGAUUUUUCAAAUUUAAGACGUGUGUACAGGACGUCUGUCGGGUCCGCUAGUAACUUAGUAAAAUUAAUGAAGCACUUACAACCUCUACGUCUGACAUUAUGAGAAGAAAUGGAGCACACCUGAGCCAAGAACUCGAAUAAUACAUUACAAACAAACGGUACAGUUCAGUCUCCACCUUUAGAUUUUGCAUUAUAACUUUCUUUUCUGAAUGACUAUAGAUAGAGAUUUAAAUAAAUUUUAGAUUUUUGAAUCGAAAACGUAACUACUUUAGUGUGCGCGGAAGCGCUAGACACUGCCUGAGAUAUGUGAGCAGCAGGGCGGGGGAGGUAGACAACCGUCAAGCUAACUCAUUCUACCGUCGACCAUAUAUUAUAUCGUGUGCGUCUUGUCAAUCGCGCCCUCCCCCGUCUCACCACCCCAUAUACCUCGGAAGGUGACUAGCGCUUCCGCGCUCACUAUUGUACGGAAUAGUGCGGCAGAUUCUAUUGUCAGCGACAGAGGCGUACAAAUACUUAUAUUUUACUGUACAAUAGAGAUUAAACUGUUAGUUUUAUUAUAAUGGCCCAAUUGAUGUGAUUUUAUGACCUAUCAUUAUCUAUGUUUAGAUAAUACUUGAAUUUAUGUUUGAAUGAAGACUGAUUCUAGUGUAACUGUGUUGUUGUCGAGAUGUUACGAAAUUUUCUCGAGAUUUCUGUUUAUAUUUGACAUUGUUGCGUACUUUUAUCACAAACGUUUAAUAUUUUUUUCCCUUUGAUCGUUUAUACGUUUAGAUAGACUGGGCUGUAAAUAAUUUCCAAAAAAAUUACAUUGAGAUAACCAGUUCAGCACUAACACAUUGUGACAUACAGCGAGUGUAAGACGUAGCUUGUCUCGCACACUAAAGUAAUAAACGUGGCCUGUUUUCAUCGGUUGUCGAGCAGUAAGAGGCUCUGUCCAGAUGUAUAAAUUAUCUAAAAAAAAAUCUUUUACAGCAUAAUAGAGAGGAUGAUAUUGGAUGGAUUGAUUUUUUUAAAUCAAAUUGUUUCGAUUGACAGUACACUACAUGCUAGAAUGUGACAAUAUGUCAAUGUUAUGUCAUUUUCACUUUGUAACUGUCAACUUCAUACUAUUCGGAUGACUGCCUCAAUGUGACACCUAUAGAAAGAGAAUAAAAUAGUCAUCUUUAGCCUGGUCACUACAGUAAAAAAUUACAAAAGAUUAAAGACUAUUUUCUUACUACUUAAAGUAAUCUGGGCCAUACAUAUAAAUUUUGGUAUACCGGAUGUAAGCCGGUCCUUGUUUUGUCUUCACUCUUCAUUGUGUAUUUAACGUAAGCAUUAUGAAGCUUCUUCGACUCUUUAAAAUAAUCUGAUUUGUAUGGGAAAUUGUUUUAUAUUUAUGUUUUGAUUGUUCAAUAUCAAUGUACAAUUUAUGUAAAUUAUGUAGAAGAAUUACAAAUAAAUUUUUAAAUUAAA